AUGGAAAAAGGAGCCAGGCACCGAACCAACGCCGAGAAGAACCUCCCAGCGGGGAGCCAGUCGGAGAGCGGGUCAGGAGAGGGCGGGGUGUCCCUGAAGAAGGAGAUCGGAUUGGUCAGCGCCUGCGGCAUCAUUGUAGGGAACAUCAUUGGCUCUGGAAUCUUCGUCUCGCCAAAGGGUGUGCUGGAGAAUGCGGGCUCCGUGGGCCUCGCUCUUAUCAUCUGGAUCGUGACGGGUCUUAUUACAGCUGUGGGAGCCCUUUGCUAUGCUGAGCUUGGGGUCACCAUCCCCAAAUCUGGAGGUGACUACUCCUACGUCAAGGACAUCUUUGGAGGACUGGCUGGGUUCCUGAGGCUAUGGAUUGCUGUGCUGGUGAUUUACCCCACCAACCAAGCUGUCAUCGCCCUCACCUUCUCUAACUACGUGCUACAGCCGCUCUUCCCCACCUGCUUUCCCCCAGAGUAUGGUCUCCGACUACUGGCUGCCAUCUGCCUAUUGCUCCUCACAUGGGUCAACUGCUCCAGUGUGCGGUGGGCCACCAGGGUUCAAGAUAUCUUCACAGCUGGGAAGCUCCUGGCCCUGGCCCUGAUCAUCAUCAUGGGGGUUGUGCAGAUCUGCAAAGGAGAAUACUUCUGGCUGGAGCCAAAGAAUGCAUUUGAGAAUUUCCAGGAACCGAGCAUUGGCCUCAUUGCACUGGCUUUCCUUCAGGGCUCCUUUGCCUACGGAGGCUGGAACUUUCUUAAUUACGUGACUGAGGAACUUGUUGAUCCCUACAAGAACCUUCCCAGAGCCAUCUUCAUCUCCAUCCCACUGGUCACAUUUGUGUAUGUCUUUGCCAAUGUCGCUUAUGUCACUGCAAUGUCCCCCCAGGAGCUGCUGGCAUCGAAUGCAGUCGCUGUGACUUUUGGAGAGAAGCUCUUGGGGGUCAUGGCCUGGAUCAUGCCCAUUUCUGUUGCCCUGUCCACAUUUGGAGGAGUCAAUGGGUCUCUCUUCACCUCCUCCCGGCUGUUCUUUGCUGGAGCCAGGGAGGGCCACCUUCCCAGCGUGCUGGCCAUGAUCCAUGUGAAGCGCUGCACCCCCAUCCCAGCCUUGCUCUUCACAUGCAUCUCCACCCUGCUGAUGCUGGUCACCAGUGACAUAUACACACUUAUCAACUAUGUGGGUUUCAUCAACUAUCUCUUCUACGGGGUCACAAUUGCUGGACAGAUCGUUCUUCGCUGGAAGAAGCCUGACAUCCCCCGCCCCAUCAAGAUCAACCUGCUGUUCCCCAUCAUCUACUUGCUGUUCUGGGCCUUCUUGCUGGUCUUCAGCCUGUGGUCGGAGCCCGUAGUGUGUGGCAUCGGCCUGGCCAUCAUGCUGACAGGAGUGCCCGUCUAUUUCCUGGGUGUUUAUUGGCAACACAAACCCAGCUGUUUCAAUAACUUCAUCAAGUUGAUAACCCUGGUGAGCCAGAAGAUGUGUGUGGUUGUGUACCCCAAUGUCGGAGGGAGCUCGGAGACAGAGAUGAUAAAUGAGGACUCGGAGGAGCAGUGGCAGCCCAUCAACCAAUCCGUUGACUCCAAAGACAAGAACUCAGUGAAAUAG
Pipistrellus nathusii (Nathusius's pipistrelle) is the source of this 1584-nucleotide messenger RNA. Lineage: Eukaryota; Metazoa; Chordata; Mammalia; Chiroptera; Vespertilionidae. The record is from the annotation of a GenBank genome assembly.